Molecule: messenger RNA, 1338 nt
Organism: Branchiostoma floridae (Florida lancelet)
Lineage: Eukaryota; Metazoa; Chordata; Leptocardii; Amphioxiformes; Branchiostomatidae
Product: E-selectin-like
Exons: 4
Coding region: 77-601 (174 amino acids)
Source: RefSeq, a predicted model, not a curated record
AGGAAACGGAGAUAGCACCGAAAGACACGAUACAGGUCAGACCGCCUGAACCUGAAACACUCGCGUCAACUUCACCAUGAUGCGUGUGAGAGUGUUGCUGACCCUGGUGCUGAUAGCAGAUCUAGUGUGGCAGUUUGAGGCAAAGCCCACACUCGCGUGUAGCUUCCCUCCUGUGUGUAAGGGUUGCGAGCGGACAGACUGUGUACCCCCGUUUUACAAGGGGAAGAUCUGCAGGCUCACGUGUCGGAACAGCCACAGACAGGAGUCAGGUAAUACCAGCAGGACCUGUGAUGGCCACGAGUGGUCUGGAAAAGCGCUGGAAUGCAAGGAUCUCAGAUGUGAGUAUCCGGAGGAUUAUGACACGGAGGGCACCUCGCGAGAAGGAUGUAUGCCGCCUUACCACAACGGAGAGACCUGCACCUACACGUGCAAGGAAGGUUUCUCUAGAGCGGACGGAGACUACAGCAUCACCUGCGAGGAAGGUAAAUGGUCUGGGGAACCGCUGGAGUGCGAUGCUGCAGUGGCGAGGUUGAUGAGUUUUAUUAUGAUGGCUGAUGAGAAUAAGGACAAGAUCACAGCUUUAGGGCUCCAGGAAGAAUAGUGAUACUACAUUUAGUAGUAUCAUGGAGAUCCAAAUAAAACAAACAAACAAACAAACAAACAAACAGCAGGAGAAUCUAGCAGUACAGUCGAUUGGUAACCACUGUGGCAUCAAUGUGGCUUUAAGAUUUUGGCAAGGUCCAAUUCAUGAUUGCGAAGAAAUAACAAAAGAGGAUAGUCACCACUGUGUUACAAAGUCUAAUACAACAGUUAAAACAAUAUCCACGGCAAUAUUCCAGAGACUCGCACUCGGAAUGUAAUAAAACAAAGACAACCCAAUUAAUUGUAUUGGUGCUGUUUUGUUACUUGUGUAUUUUUGCAAGGCUUCUUUUUAUGCUGUCUUUCGAUACUGUGCUUUAGAUAUACGUCUCACACAAAAUCCUGAUAUCAAUUUAUGCCUAAUCUUAAAUAUAAAAUCAAUGGAUGAUUUCAAAAAUCAUAUUAGCCGUGGAUCAAGUGCUAAGCGACUAAAACUCGUAGCGAUACAAAUUCAUUUAAUCAUGAUGCACAAGUUCAUGAUACUUUUUAUACCAAGCAUAUAUUCAGAAAUCUAUGUCUGAUUUGCCAAAAAUAGAUUAUUUGCAUCUAAGAUAACGAACGAGUGGUUUAAUUGAUGUACAUGUAUUUUACUUUAUAUCAAGUUCAUGAAUUGUGACAGUAGCAUCUAUGCCAGAAUGUUUGUUACACAAUCUUCUGAAACAAAAAUACGUCUAUUAAAGGAUUUACUGUUUAUCAUUA